AUGCUGAGAUCUACAUUUGACCGGCCAGACCACGAACGUUGUUUGCUCGAAGGUACUCGGCCCCCUCCAGAUGUGCCACCUCGCAAUCCGACUAUGUCCCGUCUGAACGGACGCAUCACCGGUAACCCGGCUGACUUAGCCGACUUUGAGCCAUCGUGUCUCGUGCGUACUCCUUCUGGAAACUUCUACGUGCCUUCAGGUAUGAAUUCAUGGGACAUACAAAAAAAUCCGUCUAUGGACUACAAAUCAAACUCGUCGUGUAGUAGUCCAGGAAAACAAGAAAAAAGUACCUUGGACAGGAUGGACCGAAGUGACAGGCAUCCUGCCUUCGGAGCACCAGUGCCUGUCCUUCCUGUAAGGAAUAACCUCAGGGCAACUCAUUUUCCUCCAACGUCAUCAAGGUUCCACUUCAGAAAAGGACUCUCGUCGAGGUGUUCUUGGAAAUGCACAGCUAUUGCAUUUAUAGUCUUAUUCGUUCUUCUAUUAUCUAUUGCCUCGUAUAUGUCAGCUUCCUAUUUCACUGACAACUGGUCAUAUCAAAAUGCAAAACCAUGUUCAGUAUUAGUCAGUGAAACGGAUAAAUUUUCAGCGUCGAAAACAACGACACCCGAAUCUAGUAACAAAUCAUUAUCCAAACCAUCACAGAGUUCAACAUCUUCUGCAGGUAAAAAAGAAAAUCAUUCACGCCCUCGUAGAAGUGUAGAUGGGCAUGCUUCUUUAUCUGUUUCUUCUUUAAAUUCUGUUUCUUCCACGGAUUCUUCUAAUAUAGAUAUGCAUGAAAACACUACACCUUUGACCACUGUUAGCUUAGUGCAUGGUGUGUCAAUAGAGCAAUCUACCAAACAAACGGACGUUGAGCUCGCUUAUAAUGCUUCUGUAUCUGUUAAUGGUGAACCGGGUAACAAUGGUGAUCUAACAAAAAAUAACACUACACUUGAAAUAAAAACCUCAUCCACAAGAUUUGAGUCACCCACGACAACGAAGUUACAGGAGAUCGUAAAUACAAAAACUAACAAGGAAUCUAAAACUAAACCCACAGAAAUUAACAUUGACCAUCCUCAUGAAGUUUCUUUCAAUAAAAAAAGUGACGUUGCGUAUGAUCCUGAAGAUAUGCAAAGCGACUCAUCUUCAAUUUACUCAUAUGGCUUACAAAAACUACAAUACCUAAAAUUACUAACCAGAUUAAAUAAAGUAAGUGAGGAGUUACAUAUAUAUUCAAACGAUCCAAAUGAAAAGGUAAACAACAAUUUGGCAAAAUUUCAUUAUGAAAGUCAAAGUAGUACAAUAACUAAUACAGAAAGAAAUAUUAAAAAGAUCACAAACACAGCUUUACCACCUAUUUCGUCAGAUGUGUUAACAAAAAAAGAUUUAAGUGAGGGUACACCUAUGUUUACUACUCAUAAUCCUUACAUUAAAACUGAAUAUAAAGUUUUGGAUGGGCCUGAAUCAUUGGAAGUGCUAACGAAGACAUCUCACUUAACAAAAUCACCUCCCACUGAAAGUUCAACUAUUUUUACCACCCAUAAACCUAAUCCAAUAAGUCAGCAUGUGUUGUCAAUAACUGAGCCCUCACCAAAUGUGCCUAUCUCUGCAGAUGAUAUGAAUAUAAGUAGUCCACCGAUACAGGUAAAAACUGAAAGUGAGUCUUAUACUUCAAAUGUUACUCCUGAAUCAAAAUCUUCAGACUCGAUGUCAAAUGCUAAACAUGUGUUAAUUAAUUUAACAAUUUCUGCUGACAAUGCUAAUAACGAUUCAUAUAAACCUUUAUAUUCAUUGACGGUAACUGUUCCUACAGUUGGUGAAGCCAAUGAAAUGCCAACUGUUAAAAUAACCCCGAUGAGCAGUGAACCUACAAUGCCUACAAAUUUUAAUAAACCAGUGACAAUUGAUAGUGCAACAAAAGCAACAAAAACAGUCAAUACUGAAAAUUGGGGAGGAAGUUGCGAAUGUUCAUGCCCGUCAUGCGAAAAUACGAAUACUUCUGAAGAUUUUUAUGAAGAUUAUAUAGAUAAAACUACAAUCAUUGAUAAAAAUAUGUUAAACAGAUCUACAAAUUAUAGCACAACAGGGCCAACAUUAUCAAUUGAAAAUGAUAUAUCGUAUACAUCAACUGAUUUAAAUACAGAUGUUACUACAGAUGUUACUUCAGAUAUAAGUACGGAUACUACUACAGAUACAACUACAGAUAUAACUCAGAAAUCGGAGUACUAUGAAUCAACUGAAAGUAAUAUAUUUGCAACAGAAACCAUAGCAACUUCUACAGAACAAGAAACUUUCACAACUGAUAUUCCAAAAUGCGUAUGCCCCAAAGUAAUGCCUCCACCAAUACUUAUAUUGGAAGGUGCGCGGACGUUCCCAAAACAAUCAUUCCCGCCUGACGGGACAACGUUCAAACAAAUUACUUUAGGUGAAAAAUUAUCGAAAGAAAUCCUUCCGUAUAGUUACUGGAACAUGCAGUUUUAUCAAUCCGAGGCUGCUUACGUCAAAUUUGACUAUAUGAUACCAAGAGGCGCGUCUAUAGGUGUUUAUGCGAGACGGAACGCUUUGCCGACGCAUACUCAAUAUCACUUCUUAGAAGUCCUAAGCGGAUUUAAAGCUCGAACCACAAGAGCUUCACAUCCGUCUGUAAAGAAAGAAGUAACACAUUAUAUGGAACAAGGUCAUUGGUUUUUGUCACUCUACAAUGACGACGGGGACCCUCAGGAGAUAUCAUUUAUUGCAAUGGUGGCUGAUGAUAUGACCCAUAACUGUCCAAAUGGCUGCUCUGGGAAAGGAGAAUGUUUGAUGGGUCAUUGUCAGUGUCAGCCGGGCUUCGGAGGUGACGAUUGUAGUGAAAGCGUAUGUCCAGUACUAUGUAGUCAGCGAGGAGAAUAUAUAAAUGGGGAAUGUCAAUGUAAUCCGGGCUGGAAGGGCAAAGAAUGUUCGUUACGACAUGACGAAUGUGAAGUACCAGAUUGUAACGGUCAUGGGCAUUGUGUUAACGGUAAAUGUUCCUGCGUCAGAGGGUAUAAAGGCAAAUUUUGUGAAGAAAUCGAUUGUCCUCACCCCACCUGUUCAGGUCAUGGCUUUUGCAUUGAAGGCUCUUGUGUUUGUAAGAAAGGUUGGAAAGGUCUGGAUUGUGGAACGAUGGAUAAAGAUGCAUUACAAUGUUUGCCGGAUUGCUCUGGUCAUGGCACUUUCGAUGUAGAUACGCAAACUUGCACAUGUCACGUUAGGUGGUCGGGAGAUGACUGUUCCAAGGAAGUGUGUGACUUAGACUGUGGUCCACACGGUCGAUGCGUUGGAGAGUCUUGCGUAUGCGAUCAAGGAUGGACCGGCGAGUACUGCACAUCGAAACUUUGCGAUUCAAGAUGCAGUGACCAUGGACAAUGCAAAAACGGGACUUGUCUGUGUGUCUCUGGUUGGAAUGGUAGACAUUGUACCCUAGAAGGGUGUCCACGAGGAUGUGCAGGACACGGACAGUGUAGGGUUGCAAAUGAUGGACAUUGGGAGUGCAAGUGCUUCGAUGGUUGGGAUGGUCCCGAUUGCACAACUCUGAAGGAACAGAUAUGUGACGAUUCCAAGGAUAAUGACAAAGAUGGUCUAGUCGACUGUGAGGAUCCAGAAUGCUGCCAAAGCGCCGCCUGCAAGGGAAGUCAACUCUGUGUUUCAUCUCCGAAACCAACGGAUAUUCUUCUUAGAAAACAACCUCCAGCGAUCACAGCAUCUUUCUUCGAACGGAUGAAAUUCCUCAUCGAUGAGGGUAGUUUACAGAAUUACGCUAAACAAGAAACCUUUAACGAGAGUAUGUUUUGGAACCACUUCAAUACGAGUCGGUCCGCGGUAAUUAGAGGUAGAGUGGUAACAUUUCUCGGGUCUGGUCUGCUUGGCGUGAGGGUCUCUACAUCGACGCCCUUGGAAGGGUUCACUUUGACGAGAGAGGACGGUUGGUUCGAUCUCCUCGUUAACGGAGGCGGGGCGGUCACACUUCAUUUUGGGAGAGCCCCCUUCAAGAGAUCUACUCAAGUGGUAUUCGUGCCUUGGAAUGAGGUUGUGAUAAUCGAUGAAGUAGUAAUGACAACAUCGGAUGACAAGGGCGGCAUGGGUCCGCCCCAGGCGUGCCUUGCCCACGACUACGACAUGAUGAAACCUGUAGUGCUCGCUACAUGGAAACACGGCUUCCAAGGGGCUUGUCCAGAUAAAAGCGCUAUUUUGGCUGAAUCACAGGUUGUUCAAGAAAGCCUUCAAAUACCAGGAACAGGAUUAAACCUGGUCUAUCACAGCUCUAGAGCCGCUGGAUAUCUCUCGACAAUCCAAUUGCAAUUGACACCUGAGAAAGUCCCACCAACAUUGGCUCUAAUUCACUUAAGAAUAACCAUUGAAGGCAUUCUCUUUGAAAAGACUUUUGAGGCCGAUCCAGUUAUUAAGUUCACAUAUCCUUGGAAUAGAUUAAAUGUUUAUAGGCAAAGAGUUUACGGCGUAACAACAGCGUUGGUAAAAGUCGGUUAUCAAUAUACUGAUUGUAAGGAUAUCAUUUGGAACGUUCAGACGACCAAAUUGAGUGGACACGAUAUGAGUAUUUCUGAUGUUGGUGGUUGGAACUUGGACAUACACCAUCGAUAUAACUUCCAUGAAGGUAUACUUCAAAAGGGUGAUGGCACAAAUAUUUACUUGAAGCACAAACCUCGUCUUAUUAUCACGACUAUGGGAGAUGGAAGACAAAGAGCUUUAGAAUGUACAGAAUGUUCUGGAACAGCCAUAAAGCAAAGGCUGCUAGCUCCAGUAGCCCUCGUGGCGGCUCCAGAUGGUUCUUUAUUUGUAGGAGACUUUAAUUUAGUCAGAAAGAUUAACACAGAUGGGACAGUGAGAACCGUUGUUAAAUUGAACGCCACGCGAGUUUCCUAUCGCUAUCACAUGGCUUUAUCCCCAUUAGACGGAACUCUGUACAUCUCAGAUCCUGAGUCUCAUCAAAUCAUAAAAGUUAGAAAUACUGAAGAUUUUAGUGAUCCUGAGAGAAACUGGGAAACCGUUGUCGGCUCAGGAGAAAGAUGUCUUCCAGGAGAUGAAGCUCAUUGUGGUGAUGGAGCUUUAGCCAGAGAUGCCAAAUUAGCCUAUCCAAAGGGAGUAGCAGUUUCCAUAGACAACAUUCUAUACUUCGCAGAUGGAACAAACAUUCGAAUGGUUGACAGAGAUGGAAUUAUUACAACAGUUAUUGGAAACCACAUGCAUAGAGCCCAUUGGAAACCAAUUCCUUGUGAAGGAACUUUAAGUGUUGAGGAAGUUCAUUUAAGAUGGCCCACAGAAUUAGCUAUUAACCCGCUAGAUAACAGCUUACACAUCAUUGAUGAUCAUAUGAUUUUGCAAAUGGCACCCGAUGGAAGAGUAAAAGUUAUUGCAGGAAGACCCCUACAUUGCCCUUCUCCGCUAACUGGAUACGACAUGGAAUUAGCUACAUAUGCCACACUUGUUAUGCCACAAAGUAUAGGUUUUGGUGCAGCUGGAGAUUUAUAUGUAGCUGAAAGUGAUUCUCAAAGAAUAAAUAGAGUUAGACUUAUUACUACCGAUGGGAAGAUUUCCUUGUAUGCAGGAGCGGAAUCGAAAUGCAAUUGCUUGGAACGAGGCUGCGAUUGUUUUGAAGCUGACCAUUUCUUAGCGUCCAACUCUAAGUUUAACACUAUUUCAGCUGUUACCGUUAGCCCAGAUGGAAACGUACAUAUUGCAGAUCAAGCGAACUAUAGAAUACGGUCAGUCACAGCCAGUAUCCCUGAUGCAAGUGGCGCGAGAGAAUAUGAAAUUUAUGCACCGGAUACUCAGGAAACAUAUAUUUUCAACCGAUUUGGACAACAUGUAAUGACCAAAAACAUUCUUACGGGUGAAAACAAUUAUGUAUUCACAUAUACAGUUAACACGAGUAAUGGAAAACUUAGCACUGUAACCGACGCAGCAGGAAACAAAGUUUUUCUAUUGCGUGACUACUCAAGCUUAGUUAACUCCAUUGAAAAUACAAAAGGUCAAAAGUGCAGACUAAAAAUGUCAAGAAUGAAAAUGCUUCAGGAAUUACGAACUCCUGAUAAUUUCAACCUGACUUUCGACUAUCACGGCACUACUGGUUUACUAAAAGCCAAAUAUGAUAGUACUGGAAGAAGUUACAUUUACAAAUACGAUGAAUUUGGAAGAUUAACGUCAGCCGUAACUCCCACUGGUAGAAUAAUUAAUCUGACAUUUGAUUUGAGCCUCAAAGGCGCAACCGUUCUUGUAAGUGAAAAUAACAGAAAGCCAAUUUCCAUUUUAAUAAAGGGUUCCUCAGUAAAUACUAAAGUAGGAGAAGCGGAAAAGAAAACUAUUAUAUCAACUGAUGGAAGCAUUUCGUCUAGUAUGCCAUGGGGUCAUGUUAUAUCUACUGAUACAGUUCCCUACACAAUACUAUCAGAAAUCGAUCCCAUUUUGGGUGAGAGCUACCCUGUUCCGGCCAAACAAAGAACUGAAGUCGGUGGAGAUUUAGCAAACCGAUUCGAAUGGAGAUAUUUCCUACGCAGGCUACAAUCAAACAAAGGAAAAGGUAGCAAAGCUGUUGCACAAAUCGGCCGCAAGCUACGUGUUAAUGGGGAAAACCUGCUCACUCUAGAAUAUGAUAGAGAUACAUCAACGGUUGCAGUUUUCAUGGAUGACAAAGUUGAGUUACUGAAUGUGACGUACGAUAGAAUGGCAAGACCAGUGAAGUGGGGACCGAGGAGUGGAAUAUUUGCAGAAGUUGAACUCGAUUAUGACAGGUUUAACAGACUCACUAGUUGGAGGUGGGGCGACUUAAACGAAACUUACGGAUAUGACAGAGCAGGCAGAUUGCAUGAAAUUCGAUAUGGCGACGGAUCUUCACUUGCCUAUUCAUUUAGAGAUAUGUUCACAAGCUUACCUCUGAAAGUAACAACACCUAGAGGUAGCGACUAUCUUUUGGAUUACGAUGAUUCUGGCGCUCUACAAAACCUUACCACCCCGAGAGGUCAUAUUCAUACAUUUGCACUAAUGACUUCACUGGGCUAUUUCAAAUAUCAAUACUUCUCACCUAUGAAUAGGCAUCCAUAUGAAAUCCUGUAUAACGACGAUGGUCAUAUCCUAGCAAAAAUAUACCCACAUCAAUCUGGCAAAAUUCUUUACGUUUAUGAUAGCACUGGAAAAUUGGAAACAAUCAUAGCAGGAGCAUCGGCGAUACGAUAUGUUUACCAUGAGAAUACUCAUCUCGUCAAGAACGUAGAAAUUACUGACCCCGAUUACGAAUUGAGACAAGAUUAUAAAUAUCACGCCGGUAUCCUUAAAGACGAAAAGAUGAAAUUCAAUUCUAAGAGUGGAUUAAAUAAUGCCCAUUUCAAAUACCAAUAUGAUGGCAAUGCGAGACUUUCUACGAUAGACAUGAAUAUUAACAGCAAAGAAAUGCCACAGUUACGUUUGAAAUAUAACCAAAAUCUAGGCAUUCUCGAAGGUGUGAGCGAUUUACGAAUCUACCGAAAUACUUUCAAUCGCUCCGUAAUGCAAGAUACGAGCAAACAAUACUUUACGAUUACCGACUAUGAUGAUCACGGCAGAAUAAAAACAGUUCUUAUGAAUAUCAAAUCCUUUGACGUGUUCCGACUUGAACUGGAAUACGACGUAAGGAACCGAAUUAAAUCGAAAAAGAUGAUGAUCGGCGAUACGUCGUCAAACGAACGAGUCAGCUAUAAUUACGACGGUCACCUUAUGGAAGUAGUUGGGUCUGAAGAUGACUGGAAAUACGUUUAUGAUGAAAAUGGCAACAUUAUUGGUAUUAUCGAACAUGGGGAAAAACGUUAUCUUGGCUAUGAUAUUGGAGAUAGAGUGGUUCAAUAUGGCGAUAUUGAAUUCAGCAGUUAUGAUGGUCGAGGUUUCGUUAUUCGUCGAGGAGAACAAAAAUACCGAUACAACUCUAGAGGACAAUUUGUACAUGCUUUCGAACGGGAUAAGUUCCAAAUGUGGUACUACUAUGACGACAGAAGCAGGUUAGUGGCUUGGAAGGAUGACAAAGAUAAUAUAACUCAGUUCUUCUACACAAAUCCACAAUCACCUAAUCUAAUAACCCACAUGCAUUAUCCAAAGACUGAGAAGACACUCCGAUUUUUGUAUGAUCAACGAGACUUCUUGACUUGUAUCGAAACGGAAGAUCAACGUUUUUAUGUGGCCACUGACCAUAAUGGUUCACCACUUGUUGUGUUUGACGUGAAUGGUGAAAUAAUUAAGGAAAUAAAACGUAGUCCAUUCGGCAAAAUCGUCAAAGAUACGAACCCAGGAUUCUAUGUGCCAGUAGACUUCCAAGGAGGUAUACUCGACUAUAACACUAACUUGCUUAAUUUGGAAAAUCGUCUUUACGACCCAGUAGUUGGACAAUGGAUGACACCGAGCUGGGAACAUCUUGCAACUAAACUCAGUCUUCCAACAGACAUAUUUAUUUAUAGAUUCAGAAAUAACGAUCCAAUAAAUCGCGAUCAGAAUGUUCCAUAUAUGACCAAUUUGGCAAGUUGGUUGCAAUUGUAUGGCUACGAUCUGACUAAAAUGAUGGGAGCUAAAUAUAUAACAGAUAUGAUCUUCCAACCAAAAACGUCAGUGACCGCUCCUCAAUUGGCGCCAGAUUUCGGUGUUAUGUCUGGAUUACAAUGUAUCAUCGAGAAGGUGAACGAUAAAUUGUCAGACAUUGAAUUCGUUCCAACACCAUUAUUGAAGAUGGAACCAAUCACACGAAACUUGCUUCCACGUGUUUCGUACAAACGCGGAGUGUUCGGUGAAGGAGUAUUAAUAUCAAGGGUAGAUGGAAAAGCCUAUAUAAGUGUAGCCGAUGGCGCUAAUAGUGUAGUAGAAGACGUUAUAACUACAGUUUUCAACAACUCUUACUUCUUGGACGUGCAUUUCAGUAUUCAUGAUCAAGAUGUUUUCUAUUUCGUUAAAGACAAUUCAUUGAAAAUCAGGGACGAUAUGGAAGAGCUAAAGCGUAUGUCCGGCAAGUUCAACGUAUCGCAGGACGAGACUAACGACCAGGGACUAGAGGUUCGAGUUCAUGCAGUAGGCAAGGGAUCAGCUCAAGCGGUGAUAGUCUUGCGAUACGGGGUAGAUCCUGCACAGGAACGAAUUAAAUUGUUGAAACACGCGCAUAAACGCGCCGCAGCCAGGGCUUGGGAGAGGGAGAAAGCAUUAGUUGCCGCGGGAUGGGAAGGAAGAGGGUCGUGGACAGAAGAAGAGAAAGAAGAAUUAAUAUCUCAUGGCAUAGUCGACGGCUGGGCGGCUCGAGACGUGCACUCAGUUUCGAAAUACCCACAGUUAGCUGAUGACCCAGCCAACAUAGUGUUCGUCAGAGAUGGACGGAGAAAACGAAGAAAGAGUGGACGCGCGCGGCAUCGCUCG
This is a messenger RNA of Brenthis ino (lesser marbled fritillary), 9378 nucleotides long. The record is from the annotation of a GenBank genome assembly. NCBI's taxonomy places the organism in Eukaryota, Metazoa, Arthropoda, Insecta, Lepidoptera, Nymphalidae.